AUGCUCUCGGGCCUGCAUUCGCAGGAGUGCACGAAUUUAGUUGAAGCGGCCGUCGCGAAAGGGGAAGCAUGGAUGGCACGCGGGCGGGACCUGCGCAAACGCGGGGAGACGGAGGUUGCGGAGGGGUGCGUGGUGAAGUACGACGCGAGGACGGAUCCGUGGGACAGCCAUCCGCUGCCUAGCGAGAAGUUCUCCCAGUCGGGUUGCAAGCUAGAGUGGGUUUUUUACUCCUCGGAAUGCGGGGUCAACAUGGUGCGCCUCGCGGAUUUCGCGCACAUGGCGGGCAUCAGCUUCUCGAUCAUCGGAAGCCACCAGCCCUGGACGGGCCAAGGCGGCCGUUUGCGCGCCAUCCGCGACUUCCUCGCGGCGCUGCCGUGCGAUCGCGUCGUGAUCACCACCGACGCCGACGACGUCUUUCUCAUGCCGCACCCCAAAUGCCACCCGCAAAACUUCCUCGACGCAUUCUUUGCUCUCAACGCGCCCGUUGUUUUCGGCGCGGAGAUUUUCUGCUGGCCGGAUUGGAAGAAGCUAGAGCCGUUCUUUCCUCAUAAAAGAAAUUCGUCUGUGAAUCGGUUUCUUAACGCGGGGGCGUAUGGCGGGUACGCGUGGGCGCUGGCGGAGAUCAUCGAUCUGAUCUACGUGCGCGACUGCAUGCAGGACCAGCGCGGGUUCAUCCUCGCGUUCCUCGCGCAGCAGUACCUCUUCCGCGACAUGCCGCGCGCGCCCAACUCCGACCCCGCCGCCGUGCGCGCCGCGUGGGAAUCGCCGAGCGACGUGGCGGAGGCCGUUCUCGCGCAGGCGGAGGCGGCGGAGUCGGCGAGCAGAGCGGCGUGGCGGAACAACCGCACGGUGGAGUUCGACUCUGCCAUGUCGUCGUUCCACCGCCUGCCCGCCAAGCCCAGGCAGCGCGUCAUGGACGAAGCGAGGCGCGCCGGGCACAGGGAAACGGCAGCGGUGAUGGCGGCGCCAUUCGUUAAACUGGACCACUACAGCGCGCUGUUCAUGCACCUGGGGGGGCUCAAGUGGGGUAACUUCACGAUCCUGGGUACAGGGGAGCAGGCGCUGGUGCGACAGGUCUGCCGCGCGUGGUGUGUGGACAUUCAAGAGCUGCAGUAA
Molecule: messenger RNA, 1116 nt
Organism: Closterium sp. Naga37s-1
Lineage: Eukaryota; Viridiplantae; Streptophyta; Zygnematophyceae; Desmidiales; Closteriaceae
Source: the annotation of a GenBank genome assembly